Molecule: messenger RNA, 1338 nt
Organism: Aspergillus tanneri
Lineage: Eukaryota; Fungi; Ascomycota; Eurotiomycetes; Eurotiales; Aspergillaceae
Product: kinesin family protein
Exons: 1
Coding region: 1-1338 (445 amino acids)
Biological process (GO): microtubule-based movement
Cellular component (GO): microtubule; kinesin complex
Molecular function (GO): microtubule motor activity; microtubule binding; ATP binding
Source: RefSeq, a predicted model, not a curated record
AUGCAGCAGCAAUUCGACGUCUUUGUGCGCUGGCGACCUCUAUCAGUCAGCGAGCCCAGGGCGAUCACCCAUAUCACUGAAAAACACCCUGCUGCCCAUUCCAUUUCCAUCUCCAGCGACCGGCCCUGGAACAGCGAGCCCGCAUUCAGGGAGAUUUUCUCCCCGGAGAGCACCAACGCGACCGUCUUCCAGCGGGUUGUUUCGCCAGUCCUGCCCCGCGUUCUGGCGGGACAAACCUGCAAUUUCUUCGCCUACGGACACUCCGGGAGCGGGAAAUCGCAUACCGUGAUCGGGUAUGAAUUCAACCAUACAGACGAAUUUGGACUAUGUCUGGCAUCCGCACGGGUUCUCUUCGAGGAGCUGGACCGGUUAAACAGCACGGAUGGCACGCAGGAAGGACGACUCGGGCUCGGACUCCGACUAUACGAACUCCGCAAGAACAUCGCCUUCGAUCUACUAAAUGAACACUGCAAAUGUCAUGUACGCGAAGGCUACGAUGGUCGCACACAUAUCCGCGGGGAGACGGAGAUGCUGGAAGACGGGAAGGUGCGGGUGCGUCCGAUUCUGACGCAAGCGUGCUGGUCAUUCGACGAGCUACGAGAGUAUCUACUUGCGGGGCUGGCGCGUCGCGCGACGGGGACGUCGACGGUGCAUGAUUUGAGUUCUCGGACGCACGCCGUGCUGGAGCUGGAGAUUGUGACGCAGGCCUUAUUGGAUGCAAGGGAGGCGGUGGUGGAGAGACAGUCGGAAUUGGUUCCCGUUGCGAAGCGAGCGACUGAUAUCUAUCUGGAGGAGAAUAUCAUGGGAUAUAUCCAGAGCAGCGAUGGGAAAUAUGCCCCGAACCCGGACUACCGGAUUGAUCAGACGCGGAUCGACGAAGCCGAGGCGAAGAAGGCCGAGUUUGAAGCCUACGUCCAGCAAGCGGAGGACCACGUCACGACGGUGUCCAAGGAAUGUCCCCAUGCGUGUCUGGGGGGAAAAUUCGUCUUCGUCGAUCUCGCCGGGUCUGAAUAUUACCACGACAAGACCAAGACGGCGGAGACCCGUCCGAAGCAGACACCGCAAGAGCAGCAGGAGGGACGGCAGAUCAAUACCGAUCUGCUGGCGUUGAAGGAGGUGAUUCGGGCACGCGCGUUGAAGCAGGCACGCGUACCGUUUCGGUCGUCGCCCUUGACGAUGGUGAUGCGCGAGCAUUUCCAGCCCGCGGGGACGGAUAGCUACUCGGCCAUGAUUUUGACAGCGUCGCCGUCGACGACGCAGUUAUCCGCGACGGUGAAUACGUUGAAGUACGGGAAUUUGGUGGGUGCGGCAGGGAAGAAGACCAAGUCUGUACGGUGA